AUGAGGAGUUUAAUGUGCUACUCGAGGAGUUUGAUGUGCCGAACCCGGAUCAUUUCAGAAAUAUCCGUUGGCAAAAUCGUCGGGUCGAGCAGCCCGAGGAGAGAUAUAAUCGCACGUUGGAGCGAUUCAACAGGUACCUUUUAAGGAAUGAAACUUUGAAAUUGAGUAUUUUUUGGUUAUAUUUUUUAUGCUUUAUAGUGAGAUAACUUUUUGAUUUUUUUUUAUUUGCAGCCUAGGAUUUUUAUAAAACUUGAAACCGAUUUUUUUUUCCAUAUUUUGAUGUAAAAUAAUAUCUGAUACUAAUUUUUAAGUAGGGUUGUAUCAAAAAUUCAUUCAUAUAGUUUUUUUAAUUUAUGAAAUUUUGUCAUUUUUUUCAUUUUACGGAUCUUUCUUUGAAGAUGGAUAGUGCCAAAAAAAUUUGAAAGGUUUCAUUAUAAUUUUUAAAAAAAUAAUAAGGAAAUUUCUUUCAGUGCCGUCGCUUGCUUGCGUGAAAUUUGUAUCGAGAACGAGAUGGAGCAGAUUUCUCUCACAGAUUUGCCCGGACAGAUGAAGAAAGUUCGCGAGGAUCAGGUUUGUAAAUUUAAAAUGAUCAUGAAUUUAGGUACUCAUAGGCUAAUUUCAAAAGUUUUUAGGUCUUUCAAUAACAGUUUUGGCUACUUUAAAUGUUCAUAAAUGAUGAUAAAACUUCCAUUUUUCCAUUUUCAUUGGCUUUUCAGCAGUCUUUUUUUCCUGGAAAUUUUCUUGAAAUCCCUAUCUUCAAAAAAUCGAAAAAUUUUAAGUUUUUUUCAGAUAUUCUCUAAAGGUGAAAAAAAAAUCCUCUUUGAAAAAGACCUUGAAAUCGGCUUCGAAAUACUUCUUUUUUGAAAUUUUGCGAUUUUCAUUCGUUUUGAUUUGACAUUUUUAUGCCAUUUUCAAAGUAAUUCCGCGAGACUCAAAAUUUUCUCUGAUUCUCCAGAAUUUUGUAAUCUUUUUCAUUCUCUGACGGUUAUUUUAAGCUUCGCGACACUACAACAUAGUCAAAAAAGCAGGUCUUUUUCACGUGCUUAAUCGACAUUUUACAGGUCCAAAACAACGCCGGCGGCUACGUGUUCGCCGUUUCGAAGGCGACCCGGGUCCGCCGUUUCCUGAUCCUCGGAACCCAGGGCGCGACCUUCUACACGACGCAGAAGGAGCUGACCAUCGACAACGUGAUGGCUCUCACGGACAUCAUCGAUUCGGGCGACGCGGCGAUCCUUCUGAAGGAGAUCUACGAAAUCAACAAGGAAAACCGCAAUCCCAAACACACGCCCCUGCUCUACGCCCUGGCUCUUUGUGCCAGGUAGGGUCAUUGAAAAUUGAAUUCGCCCUUUUUUGAAACAAUCGUCUUUUGAAAUGUCGUUCUGUGGUUUUUAGAAGGCAGAUUUCACAUAGGCGACACGUUUUUUGUUUUGGUUUUUUGUUGCGGUUUACUUUAGAUAGAGAGAUAGAGUUGACCUCAAAUCAAAAGAAUUGUAAUAAUCUGAGCUUACAAAAAUAAUAAAAACCGAUUUUCGGAGCGAAAUGGUUCAAAACGAUUAACGAGUUCAAAUUCCAAGAAUAGUUUUGAAAAAAAUUGAAGAAAAAAACCUUUUUGAGUUCUUUUUUUGGUUCAAAAAAAUUCAAAUUGUACCUGCACAGGGAGCUUAUAGAAACUAGGAAAAAUUUUUUUCAAAUCCAAUUUUUCGAAAAAUCUAUUUUUAUCUAAUUUUAUGUGACUCGUAAAUUUGGAACUUUGAAGUUUCAGUCCAAAAAAAGUUCAUGGCAGCCAGAUUUUUCCAAGUUAUCGAAAGAUUUUACUUCUGGGAAAGUUUUCAGUGACCACUAUAGAGGCUCGCCAAGGAGUACUUGGAGAGGACACUAAUAUCCGUUUUAGUGACCUCUUCAGUAGUUUUUCAUCCAGUAUUCCUAUCGUUAACUCUGAUAAUUUCAAAACAAACAUAUUGGACCAGUUAUGAUGAUCGAUUGACCUCUAAAGUGGUCACUAGUUUUUAACCCCUCAUGUGCCCACUAAUUUGACUACUAUAGUGGCCACUAAAAAUUUUCCCAGUUCAGUAGUUAAGAGACACAAAAAAUAUUAGUUUCUCUUUCCAGGUACAACGUCGAGGACAGCCUUCUGCGGAAGCUCAGCGAGCAGGACAAGGCGAAGCCGAAGGAGGAAAGGCUCAAAGUCGCCCGGGGACAGUACAUCUCCGAAAUGCACUCGACGGCCCUCUCCAUGCUCGAAUCGGUAGGAAAUCCUGGAAAUUCAAUCAUCUCUUAUUCCUGUUAUUCUUGUAGCAGCUCUCAUAGUAGUUUGUAAGUAUGGUUUCCCUUCAAAAUCGAGUAUUUUUUCCUUUUUUUUUCCUUAUUCCUUUUUUUUUAAACUUAGUUUGACCUAAAAAAUCUUUUCCUCCACCCCCACUGAUAGCUUUAAAAUGAACAUUGAUUGAUUGAAAAGAAGACUUUUCUCUUCAAAAUAGAAAUUAAGGUCUGCCGCACGCCGACGCACCUCUUCGAGUUCGUCGGCUACUGCCAGUCCAUCUCCAAAGCCACCAACAAAUGCGCGACGAAGACGUCGACCGGCUGGGGUCGCUCCAUGCGAAAUGCCAUCAAUCGCUGGUCCGUUUUAGAAGAUGAGAACGAAAAAAAGAACUAUUCUCAUGCUAUUUGGCGCGCGAUCUUCACCCGUUUUUAGUCCCGAGGGCUCACCCGAAGCAUUUUUCUUCUGAGCCGAGCUUUACCCGGAGAAUGUUUGACGCGUUUUUUCACCCGUUUUUGUCCUACGGGCUAACCCGAAGUGGAAUUUUCGGCACGCUGAGUUUCACCCAAAAAAAAAAGUUGGACGUGCUUCUCAACCCUUUUUUCCCGCGGGCUCACCCGAAUCAUCAUUUUGCCGCUCCGAGUUCCACCCGAAAGUAGUUUGAAGCGCUUUUCAACCCUUUUUCGUCCGACGGGCUGACCCGAAACAUCAUUUUGCCGCUCCGAGUUCCACCCAAAAAAAAAGUUGGACGUGCUUCUCAACCCUUUUUUCCCGCGGGCUCACCCGAAACGAAAUUCUUCACUCCUAUCACCCGUUUUAGCCCUGCGAGUGCUCCGCAGCAUCCAAAAAGUCCUGGGGGAAUCCGAAAAUCACCCGUCCAGCAGAUUUUUAUGACAAUUUUGUCCCGCGGGUCACCCGUCGCAGCAUGAGAGUAGUGAAAAUAAUUUUUCCAAGAAUCAGCCCAUGAGAAACUUGAAAAAAAAAGUUUGUGCAAAGAACUUUCGAAUAUUCAAAAACUAAGAAGUUUUUAUUUUUGUCUCGUUUCCUGGAGCUUUGAAAAAACGUAAACUUAUUACAGACAUUAUCUUCAAACGAUCGUUUCCCUCCAUAAUUUUGAUAAAAUUAUUAUAAUUUGUUCCAGGUACACGACGAAAUCGGCGGAAACUCUGGCCCGCCUCAUGACCAAGUACCCGCAAAGGAACGGCUGGUCCCACCGCGACAUUUUCCGUCUCGCUCACCCAGUUCUCCACAAGGCCAUCGAGAACUUCAACGACUGUCCCGACCGUCUCGUCUACGAGCAGAUCUUCAAAUACGCCAUCAAAGGUGCGAAAUUGAGAAAGAAUGAGAUGGAUUUUGACAGUCGCGUAAUGGAGUCGAUUCACGGCUAACUUAGGGUACGAAAGGGGCGUGGCCUGUCUGCGCUCUCUAUCAAAAAAACACUUUCUAGUCUUCCUUUAUCCUGUCAGAACCAUUUUUUCUAUGUCUUCUGACAGCCGUUAAUCAGCUGUAGCUUGGGAUUUGAAGGGGCGUGGUCUGUCUGCGCUCUCCAUCAAUCAAGUACUGUCUAUCCAUUAUCUUUUUUCAAGGGCUCAAAAAAGUCGUGAAUCAGUUAUAGCCGUUCACACAAGAGCCGCAGAAAAAUAAGCCGUGAAAAUUUAUUUUUUGCUUUAAAAUGUGCUGAAAGUUUAGCCUUGAAUGAAAGAAGCUUAAAAAAUUGAGCCAUGAGUAUUCUAAAGAAAAAUCCAAUAAAUGAGCCGUUAAAAGUAGAUUUUUGACUUUUUGGCGAGAAAAGUUUUAAAAAAAAAGUGGAUCCCUAAAAAAAAAAAACAGAGGAGUAGUUGAAAAGGAAACUUCGAAGAAAAAAAUCUUAGAAAUAAGGUCAUGAAAAAAAAGACAGUGGGAACUGAGCUUCUAGGAGAAGCUAGAAAAAGCUGCAAAUAUUUUUCGAAAGUUCGAGAAAUUGUCCUCAGAACUCUAACAGUACUGGCUGAAGUUCUGUGACUUUUUCGCCUUUCUGCAAGAUUAUAAUUCAAAAUCUCAUCGACUUUAUUAACUUUUUGACUUCCAGGCACCCUGGAGAUCCGGAAGAGGCUCCUGCCUCCAACCGAGGAGCAAAGCCCUGAGCCUGGAGCCCGUUACACCGAAUUGCAGUUGGACAAUGAGCGCGACAGCCGGUUCGUAGUACGAAAAAUUGACGGAAAUUGAAAAAAUCAUUUUCAAGGCCUUGAAACGCUAAGAAGGGGCUUAGAGUAUCGCGAAAAGGUUACCUAGAACCAAAAAUUAAGUGCGCGUGUCGGUAUCUUUCAGUAUUUGAGCAGGAAAGUUGCUAAAAGUCGGGCGCAGUAGUAAUAAUUUAUUUCUUACUGUCGAAGUGUAGCGCGACCAAAAUGCCUGGAAGUGUGACUACAUGGAUUUUCAAGGCGUUGAAAACUACAGUCAGAUUUGAAAGAAUAUUCUAGAUCUCAAAAAUGUAGAAUUUCUAGUGAAGUAUAGGUCAAGUAUAGGAGCUGCAUGCAGCGAAAAGGCUCAAUCUCUGCCAUCGGCCUUUGGAAAGCCGGCACCGUACUUCUUCCUACGACCUCUCUUGUACCUGAUGUUCUACGAGCGAAAUUUACAGCUUCUCUGCCUAAGCCACAGCUCCUGCCGCCGUUUAAACACAGUUGAAAUCAAUAAAAGUCGAUUGCACAUGUAUUCUUACAUUGAAGAUGCAAUAAACAAUAGGUCAAUAUAUGAAAAUUCAAAUUUUCAGAUCGCUCGACCUCAUCGAGACCUACUUGAAGCUGAAGAACGAGAAGUCUGAGCAGGAAAUCGUCGCUGCGAUUCUAAAACACAGUGCGUGAGAAAAUGGGGAAAAAUUGGAUUUUUAGAGCAAAACUAGUAUUAUUUUUGAUUUUGAGACAUGAAAUGUAUGUAGUAAGGUGAACUGAAAAAAAGGAGUCAAGUUUUUCCUAAAUCGAAAUAAUAGGUGAUAAAUAUUAUGUGAUUUCAGCACCUUUAAGAAGGUCCUGUAAUUUUCUGAAUACAGAAUGAUUUAUUUCAAAAAUGCAAAAAAUGACCCAAAGAGUAAAGAUUUUAAGAAGGUUUUGAAAUGUUAUGGAUCGGGGAAAAUUCAAUUUUUAGACUUCAAGCCCAUUUAAAAGCCGGAAAAAGCUCGAGAAAUAAUGGUUUUUUUUAAACCAGAAAAAUGAGAAUUCUGACUCUAUUCGGUGUGAAAAGUGAACCCGCGAAGUACAAAAUGGCCGUUAGAGAGUGAAAAAGAUAACUAGAUUUAGGAGAGUCAGAGAUAAUUUCGAACUUCGCGGAAUUUGGUUCGAACUUCUUUUUAUUUAAAUUGAGACAUUAACCUUGAAAAUAAAGACUUUAAUUUUAAAAAAAGUGGUGAUAAUAAGAGUUUCAAUCAAAUAAAAAAGUGGAAUUUGAUAUUAGUAGUUAAAAUAAUGAGAAUUUAUUCCCAGAACUUUCCCGCGAACACUUGCCGACGGAUUCGCUGAAGAGCGUCAACGUGUGGCAGGCGCUAUUAGACGUCGACAUGCCGAUGACGGCGAUGAUCAGAAAUCUCGGCAAGAUGUCCUCCAUCGAGUGCCUUGAUGCGUUAGUAUCGAAAAACUGAUGUAUUCCUCUAACUGUUCCAAUUUUCAGCUCCCGCGUUGAAUAUAUCGUCAAGAAGCUCAACGAUCAGGAGGAACUGCGCAGGGCUCGCAUCCAUCCGCUCAAUGUGCGCUUUUUUAACUUUUCUCCGUCUGACCUCUCUGCGCUCUCUUUUCCCUCACCGGAGAGGCCAAAGAGCAGGAAAAUAGGAGAGCAUCGUUGAGAUGUGAGAGAGCGCAGAGAUUUCAGUUUUCGAAGGAAUUUGAGCCUCAAAAUUAGAAAAAAACUCAUUUGAAAAAAAAGUCAAUGGAAAAAAAAACUAAUACUACAAAGUUAAGUUUCACUAUCGAUUUUUUAAUUUUGGUCCGCAAAAAAUGUUCCCAAUGACGAGGUCAAUGAAAGAACAUAAAUAGAGCUUUGAAAGUUGUGAAAUUUUUUUUAGAAUCUGAAGCAUUCUCGAUUUGAAUUGGAGACGUAUUUUUUGAAAUUUUGACCAAGUCAAGACAGAAAAAGAAGCUUAUACCGUGUUCAAAGGGGUUCCGCAAAACUCAAAACUGUUGUCAGAGGGGGGAGAAGAUAGAUAUAUUUUAGAGAGUCUGAGAUAAUUUUGAAAUCCGCGGAAAUCGCAUUGAACACAGAUUUAUGAGCUGAAGCGAACUUUUCCGAUUUUUUUGAGUUAUCUAUAAAAAAAAUUUCGAAAAAAACGAGGGAAUGGGAGUUCCUUCUGAAAAAAUAUGUUUUGUAGAACUCUUCUAAUAUUUAUUUUUUUAAAAAAAUUUUUUUCAUUCCCAAGUUGAGGAUAACUUUUCCCUAAAAAUCAAUAAAGGAAAAAUAUGUUGAUAAGUGUUCUUUACAGGUUCUCCUCGCGAAGGCCGUCUACGAAUCGGGCAGAGGUGACAAGGGAAGCCUCUCCUGGUCGCCGAAUUAUGACGUUUGACUGAAAAAUAAUCACGAUUUUCUCAAAAAUCGGAUUUCAGAUCAUCGACGCGCUCGAGUCGGCCUUCUACAAAUCGUUCGUGAACGCCCCCAAAACCGGCCUCCGCUAUUGCUUGGCCCUCGAUGUUUCUGGAAGCAUGAGCGCGGCGAUCUCCGGGACUGCGCUGAGCUGCCGCGACGCCGCCACCGCCAUGUCGAUGAUCCACUUGAAGAACGAGGACAAUGUUCGUAACGGGGAAGACAUAGCCGCCAAAAAAGGGCUGAGAGAGUAGUUUGUGCGCGCCGCCUUGUCCAUGGUUCGCUAGAAGAAUGAGAAGAAAUAGCCGCAAAAAAAGCUCAGGAUGAAGUUUAUGCGCUCCAAGGAACUUCUGUAGCAUGUAUCUUUAUUUAGCGAAAAUAGCCUCGACAAAGUUGGGGCUAAAGUUUAGGCGCUCUAGGGAAAGUCUUUUUGAUGGUCCCCUUGAAGAAAUAGAGAAAAUCCCUGAUGGUAAGAAAUAGCCGCAGAUAAGAGCUCUGACUGUAGUAUUUGCGCUCUAGGGGACGUCCAUGCUUUCCUAGUAAAAAGAGAGAAUAAAUAGCCGCAAAAAUCAGCUUUGGCCAAAGUUUAUGCGCUCCACGGUACUUCUGUAGCAGGCUCAAAAAAUGGCAAAAAUCGCCUUGAAAAAAGUUGGGAAUGAACUUUAUGCGCUCCAAAAAACACGGUGUGAAAGUCACUAAAAAAUUUAAAGAAAAAAAGCCGAGGAAAAUGGCUCGAAAUUAAGUUUCUUCGCUCUGAGGAACUUCAUGUUCAAUGAAAACCUGAAAAGGGCGCAAAAAUACUUGCUUCAAUGUCAUUUUUUUUUCAGGUGGAAUGCGUCGCGUUCUCUCAUAAGUUGGUCGAGUUGCCUUUCGACAAGGAGAUGAGCAUGUCGGAUGUCAACGACUACAUUGUCAGGCUUCCGGUGAGAAAAACGUCAAAGAAACGGCAAAAUGAUGGACUUUUUCUUCAGUUUGGCUCGACGGACUGUGCUCAGCCGAUGCUGUGGGCCGCUGAGAACAGCAAACUUUUCGACGUCUUCAUCGUUUAUACCGAUUGCGAGACCUACUUUGGAAAUGUGAGGGAAAAAAAUAGUUCAAAUAUAGGAACUUUUGUGCAUAGCUACGGCUGGCUUGAUUCAUCGAAAUAAGGGAUAAUUAAAAAGAUAGUUCCUGGCUCGUGGAGAGCGCAGACAGGCCACGCCCCCUUAGCGUCCCAAGUUAGCCGUGAAUCGGCUAUAGUUAUUUAAAUGCAAGGAAGAAAUUCAAAUUGAAAAUAUCUUGUUUUUCAAAAGAAAAGUUGGGGAACUUGACUAAAAAUCUUGGAUCCUGAAACUGUGACAUGAGUUCAGACACCGACUAAAUUCCGAAAAACCUCAACCGUUCAAAAUUUCCAGGUGCACCCGUUCAAGGCCCUGCAGCAGUACCGCGAGUCGAGCGGUAUCCUCGACGCGAAACUCGUCGUGAUGGGCAUGACGGCGACCAACUUCACGAUCGCCGACCCCCAGGACGCCGGCAUGCUCGACGUCGUCGGCUUCGACUCGGCCGUCCCCCAAAUCCUCCACGAGUUCGUCACCGGCAAAAUUUGA
Messenger RNA from Caenorhabditis auriculariae, 8385 nucleotides. The record is from the annotation of a GenBank genome assembly. NCBI's taxonomy places the organism in Eukaryota, Metazoa, Nematoda, Chromadorea, Rhabditida, Rhabditidae.